Messenger RNA from Ruditapes philippinarum (Manila clam), 3962 nucleotides. RefSeq names its product pre-mRNA-splicing factor 38B-like. The record is from RefSeq and is a predicted model, not a curated record. Gene Ontology annotation, cellular component: precatalytic spliceosome. Bases 169 to 1356 code for a protein of 395 amino acids. The transcript is spliced from 8 exons. NCBI's taxonomy places the organism in Eukaryota, Metazoa, Mollusca, Bivalvia, Venerida, Veneridae.
CCUUCAUGGUUGUAUAUUUUCACAACGUGUUUUUAUUACGUGUAACAAGUUGAAAACGAGGCAUUCAACAAGAAGAGAACGUUGGAAAAUUUGGUUUCUUUCUACAAAAAUUUGAAAGAUAAAACGAGGAUAUUUAUCUAGUUUUUGUCUGUAUAAAUUAAGCCUAGUAUGGCACCAAACAAUGUGUUGCCAAUAUGGGGCAACGAGAAGACAAUGAACCUGAAUCCUCUUAUAUUAACAAACAUCCAGUCAUCGCCAUAUUUCAAACAGAACCUUUACGAGUUAAAGACAUACCAUGAAGUGAUAGAUGAAAUAUAUUAUAAAGUCACACAUUUAGAACCAUGGGAGAAAGGCAGUAGAAAAACUGCGGGUCAGACAGGAAUGUGUGGUGGGGUACGAGGUGUUGGUGCGGGAGGUAUAGUGUCCAGUGCUUACUGUCUCCUCUACAAACUCUUUACUUUGAGACUGACAAGAAAACAAGUGAUGGGGUUAUUAGAUCAUUCCGACUCGCCAUAUAUACGUGGUCUUGGGUUUAUGUACAUCAGAUAUACACAGGAUCCGAAGGAAUUAUGGGACUGGUUUGAACCGUAUCUUGACGAUGAAGAGGAAGUAGAUGUGAAAGCUGGCGGAGGUCAUGUGAUCACAAUUGGUGAGAUGGUGAGACAAUGGCUUGUCAAGUUAGAAUGGUACUCCACUUUAUUUCCACGAAUUCCCGUCCCCGUGCAGAAGGAUUUGGACGUAAAGUUGAAGGGGCGAAUGGCGGAAAAACUCCAGCAACAGAGAGAGGAAGCUCCGAGGCAUAUAGCAGAUGACGAGGUUAAUUUUGGCGAGGCAGAAAAAUAUGCAUCAAAUAAAAUGACUAGAAGAAGGUCUCCAACUCCCCCAUAUAGAUCUCGUGCUCGUUCACCCCCUCCCCGCAGAUCUCCACCCCGUCGGUCUCCCAUCAGACACAGAUCACCACAUCGACGUUCACCAUAUAGAAGAUCUCCACAAAGGCAUAGACAUUCUCCUCCCAGGUAUAGAAGGUCACGGUCAAGGUCACCUAAAAGGUCAAGACAUGAUGUCAGAGGUCAGUCACCUUUUGAUUACACAAAAGAGUUGCAGAAAGAGAAGGAAAGACAAAAUAGAGAGCGUGGAAGAAGCCACAAGUCACGGUCAAGGUCAAGAGAGCGUAAGAAGAGGUCAAGGUCACGAGAAAGGUCAAAGAAACAUAGGUCAAGGUCAAGAGAAAGGGCAGAGAAAAGGAGGUCAAAGGAAAAGACAUCAAGCAAGCAUAAGUCAAGAUCACGAUCUAGAGACAAAAAAAAACAUAGAAAAAGGUCAAGGUCGCAGAGUUUUGAUAGAAAUGGCUUUUGAUUGGUUGUUGUGUGAUCAUGUGACAUACAUUAUGUGUUAUUUACAUUUCAUAUUGUAUAGGGGUGCAAUUUAUAAAGAAUUUGUUGAUAAGACUGAUAAGCUUGAAGUCUUGUCUCACAAUACGUCUUGAGAUUUUUUUUAUGUUGAAAGAAAUUUGCAACCAUAUAUUUCAUUUUCAUUUAUCCUUGAUGUUCAUUUAAAGAAAUCAAGUAAAGUUUAUUUUAUAAUGAAAGUCAGAGGAUUGGCAGAUGUUAUUAUAUAAUAUUGCCAGUAUUAGGAACUAAAUUUUAUUUGAAAGUUUUUAUCAAGAUGUUGCCAAACAAUAUUGGUUUUUGUACAUAAUUUUAAUUUUGACUUUAAUUCUUUUGAUAAAGAAAUUUGCGUUUUUCUCUGUUAACUAAUAAACCCAAAUCAACACAAUCAGGUUUAUCCCUUUUGAUUAUUUUACCUGGAAGAUUAGAUUGCAGGAGAUUUUGGUUAAGAGUAUUUCUGGACAAAUUCCUCACAGUUAUUACCUCCCUUGGCAGAAUUGUAAUCACCACCUUCACAUACGUCACAUGAUGAUGAAAGUCACAUGACUUAACAUCCAAAAUUCAACCAUUGCUUAGAAAAUCUAACGUCAUUUUUCUCUUUUUGUUUUAUUUUUAACUUUUCGUACCUAUGUUUGUUCUAGUUUUAUCAAAAAAAUUAUCAAAAGUAUACAAAAUAAUGAAAUAUAAAUUCAAAAGUUAAAAAAUAUUUUAAACGAAAUAUUGUUAAAAAUGUGUGUGGUGGCAUAGAUGUCUCUACAAAUAAAGGGAGAUCACUGUGUAGGAGAUUAGGAUUUUGAUAGCUUAUUAAGAAUCUAUUUUCAAAGCAGCUUUCCUAAUUAACAAGCGUUAAUCUUUAUUUUUACUAAAAUCCAGUGAUAUAUGAAAAUAUAAAUUUUUUGACAGAAAGUCUGUGAUGUGAAUCUCUUGCUGUAUUAAUACAUGCAUCAGAGGUUUGCCUCAACCGGUCAAACAACGACAUUGAUUUGACGUAAAUCUCCACUAACUUCCUAAAACCAUUCUCACAUCCACUUCUCAAACUGAGCAAGGUAAACUGGCUGGCAUUUUAAAGCAGCAUGCCUCCAGAUUCAUGUUAGUUUUCAUGAAAAGUUUGGAAAUGUAUUUAAAAGUAAAAUAUUGUGAGGCAAACAAAUAAAGUAAUUUAUAUAUAGCAAUCAACACUUACAAAGCAAGAAAAUGACCAAAAAGUGGUUUGCAAAAACAACACUUAAUGCAUUAGUAACGCAGUAGAAAUUUGGUAAUAAAAUACUGCAAAAUCGGUCUUCACCCGCUAAUAACAUGUAAAAUAUAAAUUGGAUCUUCAAUAUUUUUUUCCUUUCUUAAAAGUUUAGAACAUUUUUCUCGAAAUUGAUUUUCUUGAAAUAUCUUGGCUCAUCUGGAGGCGUGCAGCUUUAAAAUAAACUUUAGCUUUGUUGCAGAAUAUGUUUUAUUUUGUAAUUGUUAUAUGUAUUUAGCUGUACCAUGUACUAGCAAAAUAUCUUAUUUUUAGCUCACCUGUCACAAAGUGACAAGGUGUGCUUUUGAGAUCACAAUUAGUCCGUAAACUUAGAACAACAUCUCCUAACAAACCGCCAAGCCAAUUUCUUCCAAAUUAUAAUUUAAACAAUUUUCUUUUAAAAAACCAAAAGAAUUAGAACUUAGAUAUUGAGAAUGAAACGUCUUCUAAUGAGUAUAUACCAAAUUUGUUCAAAUAAAAGUCCUGGGGUUAAAAAAUUUGGCCCCAACCAAGGGGGUCAUUGAUUUUCCUUAUAAGUACACUUCUUUAGGAACUGUUGAUUUUUCCUUAGCAAUAGCAACCAGUUGUGUUUUUACACUUGCACUAUUAUAGAAACAAAAAUGAACUUUAUGAUAAUAGUUUAAGAUUUAGAUUUGAUAUCUGUUUUUGUGGAUAGUUUACAAUAUUACUUGUUCCUUGUCAUGGAGAGUUUCUAUAUUCAGGUGAGCGUUUUCAGGGCCACCAUGGCCCUCUUGUUUAUUUAAUGUAGGAAUGCAAGAGCCAUUCAAAUUGUAUGUAAUAGUGAAACUGAUUACACAUUACUGUAGAAGAGUUUAAAUGUACUCUCAUGUUAGCAUUAUUAUUAUUAUUCUUUUUUAAUAAUGUAUCAUUAAAAGAUCAAAUUGCACCAAUGGUACAUACAUGUACAUCAAACUAGAUGACUAAUACAUAUCUUGUAUACAGAUAUACCAUGUCUUUUUAUGUUAUUGCACUUUUAUCCAGGUAUUAUUUUCAAAUGUUGCAAUGUUUUAUUUUGUAAACAUUCAUCAACUAUUGUAAUUCUGAAUCUGCGACACUCACCCCCCUGCCCCAGGAUAUCUGCCCCCACCAGUCUGAUAAUGUAACCGUCAACAUCCCCUUCAGGUGAAAUGCAAAGGUGGACAUACAUACACCCUCAAUUGGCCCAUAUUGAAAACGAUUUUGGAUCUGUGCUAAAUAUGUUACAUGCAAUUUUAAGUUUUCUUAUAUCACCAGUGAAAUAUUAUCAAUAUCAUUAUAUACACCUCAUUCUCUCUCUGUUUAUGUAUUUUAAUUCAGUAAAUCAUGAUUCUAUAAAAAAA